Mytilus trossulus (common blue mussel) is the source of this 7725-nucleotide messenger RNA. RefSeq names its product interleukin-1 receptor accessory protein-like 1-B. The transcript has 9 exons. Gene Ontology annotation, biological process: signal transduction. NCBI's taxonomy places the organism in Eukaryota, Metazoa, Mollusca, Bivalvia, Mytilida, Mytilidae. The record is from RefSeq and is a predicted model, not a curated record. Bases 166 to 1791 code for a protein of 541 amino acids.
AGUUUCCCGCCAGAUUACACUUUCGGAAAACCUCUCCAGACCUUCUUUCAGUUUCAGGUCAUUGAUGUUCCCGGAUCAUGUUCGGAUUGUCCAUUUUCCAGGUCAAACCUUCUGUUCCUAUCAUAGGAAGGUCGGAAAUAUAUUUGUCUGUAUUAUACAAGAAAGAUGUUUCAGUUUCAUAUAAGGGAAAUUCCAUACCUAGUUGUACUGGCCAUUUUAUGUCCCAUGGGGAAGACUGCAACAGCUUCAGGUCGAUGUCAGACUUCUGAGUUGGUCAAUUUUUAUCCAUGUCCAACAUGGCCAGAACAAAACAUGUAUACAGAAGAUGAAGGUCCAAUAGAUUUGUUAUGCUCAGUGAUUUCAAAUUCUGGAACUGUCAACCUUACGUGGUACAAAGAUGGAAUAGAACUGAAGUCAGAUCAACAUAUAUAUAUCAGCAAUGAUAAACGUUUGAUAAUAACACUUCCUGUACAGAAGGAUUCUGGGUACUAUUCCUGUGAUGCUGUAGUGGCUAACAGUUCUAUAAGCUAUGAAGGAUAUAUUUUAGUGACUGAGUCUAUUUCUGUUACCCAUCCUAGAAUUGUUCAUACUGAACCAUUAGAUCAAGAACAGAAAGUUAUUUUGGGAUCCAGUACAAACAUAAGCUGUACUUUUGAUGUUGGGACUCAAAAGUCAACGCCUGACAAAAUGCAGUGGAGAAAAAAUGGAGAUUUAUUGUAUGAUAAUAACACUAGCCUGGAAUACCAGAUCUUUAACCUAACUAAGGGACAGACGGUUUUAAUGUUACAAAUAAAGAAUAUAUCUGUUGAUGACUUGGGAGUGUAUGAGUGUUAUGGAAAGAAUGGUAGAGGUUCCGAUUCAAGGAAUAUAACUUUACUGAGAGAUGUGGCUCCAGGAGAACAUGGAAGUGGAGAAGUCAAAUUAUGGCUCCUUGUAGCUAUUUCUGGAGGGGCAGGGUUUGUAGUUAUGACGUUAAUCAUUUCUAUAGUGAUUGCUGUUAUAAGAAGAAAACGUAAUGAGAAAAUUGAUUGGGAAGAUCCUGACUUAGAGCAUUAUGAAGUUCCACAGCAUAAAUUAGAGUAUGAUGUGUUUAUAUCCUACAGUAGCGAGGAUGAAAAAUGGGUAAAAGAAACACUGUUUACAAAACUUGUUCAAAAUGGUUACCAUGUCAACAUCGACUUUAAAGAUUUUGUGCCAGGUAUGGCCAUUGCAGAAAAUGUCAUGGAUUCAAUAUACAAAAGCAGAAAAACUGUUGUUGUAAUGUCGAAGAAUUUCCUGAAAUCGAUGUGGGGCCAGUUUGAACUUCAGCAAGCUCACAAUAGGGCUAUAUCACAGCGGAAGGAUGUUCUGAUUUUGAUCAAGUAUGGAAAAUGUAAAGUUCCAGCGAAAUUAAUGGGAAAGACAUUCCUAGAUUUUACAGACAAAACAAUUGCACAACAUUUUUGGCAGAGAUUUUAUGAUGCAAUUGGAAAACCGGGUGAUGACCUUCAAAAGAUAGAAGGUGAAGAUGAAGGUCAAAUUAAAUACAUUGAGAAAAGUCCAGUCACAGAGGAACAAAGUCAAGUAAAUGAAAUGGACGAAAGUAAUAAAAACUUUGAGGGGUACGAUCACAUUAUUAUAAAUUUGAAAAAUGAAAAGAACAAAAAGGAGACAAUAGAAAAUGAAGUCAAUGUCAGACCAAGAACAUGUGAUCGCAGUCAGAGACUUGAGAGUACGGAGUCAAGUGCGAGUCAGGACUCGUGUAUUGGUAGAAGGAUCAGCUUAGACGAGCAGAAACCAUUAUUGUGUUAAUUCUAUAGCAUAAAAGGCCAUACUUAUACUAUAUGUGUUAUGCCCCCACCAUAACCAGAGGGGCAUUAAGUUUUGCACUUCUGUAGGUGUAUUUUGUACAUUCCAAAUCUUGAGUUUGCUUUAAGCAAAUGUUUCGAGAAUCAUACACAAUGGUUUUACAAAAAAAACACAUAUCAAGUUAGAAUUUGGGUCACUAAUACCUUUCUGCCCCUUGAUAUUUGGAAAAAGAGCUGUUUUUAGCUCACCUGACCUGAAAGGUCAAGUGAGCUUUUCUCAUCACUUGGCGUCCGUCGUCCGUCGUCCGUAAACUUUUACAAAAAUCUUCUCCUCUGAAACUACUGGGCCAAAUUUUACCAAACUUGGCCACAAUCAUCCUUGGGGUAUCUAGUUUAAAAAAUGUGUCCGGUGACCUGGCCAUCCAACCAAGAUGGCCGCCAUGGCUAAAAAUAGAACACAGGGGUAAAAUGUAUAUUUUGGCUUAUAUCUUUGAAACCAAAACAUUUAGAGUAAAUCUGACAAGGGGUAAAAUUGUUAAUCAGGUCAAGAUCUAUCUGCCCUAGAAUUUUCAGAUGAAUCGGACAACCCGUUGUUAGGUUGCUGCCCCUGAAUUGGUGAUUUUAAGGAAAUUUUGCAGUUUUUGGUUAUUAUCUUGAAUACUAUUAUAGAUAGAGAUAAACUGUAAACAGCAAUUAUGUUCAGCAAAGUAAAACCUACAAAUAAGUCAACAUGACCAAAAUUGUCAGUCAACCCCUUUAGGAGUUAUUGCCCUUUAUAGUCAAUUUUUAACAAAUUUUCGUCAGUUUUUGUAACUUGUACAAAAAUCUUCUUCUCUGAAACUACAUGGCCAAAUUAAACCAAACUUGGCGAUAAUUAUCAUUGUGGUAUAUAGUUUUAAAAAUGUGUGUGAUGACACCGCCUACCAAACAAAAUGGCCGACAUGGCUAAAAUUAGAACAUAGUGGUAAAAUGCAGUUUUUGAUGUAUAUCUUUAAAACUAAGACAUUUAGGGCAAAUCUUUUAAGAUUUAAAUGUCCAUCAGAAUAAGAUCUAUCCUCUCGCAAAUUUUCAGAUGAAUCUGACAACUCGUUAAUGGGUUGCUGCCCUAAAAUUGGUGAUUUUAAGGAAAUUUUGCAGUUUUUGGUUAUUAUCUUGAAUACAAUUAUAGAUAGAGAUAAACUGUAAACAGCAAUUUUGUUCAGCAAAGUAGGAUCUACAAAUAAAUCAACAUGAUAAAAAUUGUAAGAGUACCCCUUAAGGAGUUAUUGCCCUUUAUAGUCAAUUUUGAACAAAUUUUCGUCAUUUUUGUAACUUGUACAAAAAUCUUCUUUUCUAAAACUAUGGGCCAUAUUAAACUAAAUGUGGCCACAAUCAUCACUAUGGUAUCUAUUUAAAAUAAGUGUCUAAUGACCCCACCUACCAAACAAGAUGACCGACAUCAGUAAAUACAGUAACAGGUGAGCGACACAGGCUCUUGAGAGCCUCUAGUUUUUGUUUUGCACUCUUUAACUUCAGUUUGGCUAAUUGAAAUGUUUUGAAUCUUAUACAUAAUGCUUAUUAGUUCCAUAAAAUAAGAUCAAGUUCAAGUUUUGGUCACUUUUACUGUUCUCAAGUUACGCCCUAUUAUAAUGUUAUACGCAAACAGAGUGCAUUAUGUGUGUCACAUGGACACUUUCUCUAUUUAUGUUAGAUGUGAUUUACUGUGGAUUCAUGAAUUGUUGUAGGGUAAUCAUUUAUACAUUAUUUUCAUUGGUGAAAGAACAGAAUUGUUAUUUUUAAGGAAUGAACUGUGUUAUUAUAUUUCAUAUUAUAUUAGCAACAUGUAUUAAUCUAUGAAAUAAUUGAUAUUUUUUAUGGAAUUUACAAAAGAUAAUUAGGGAUUCAUAUAUUUAAGCCUCAUGACUAGGCAACUGGGGCAUUCAGUGUUCAGUGUUACCUAUCACCUUCCAUUUUCCGUCCUCCUUCUUUCAUUGUUACCUAUCACCUUCCAUUUUCUGUCCUCCGUCUUUCAGUGUGUCCUAUUUUGGCUGCAGGGUAUUCGUGGUCACAGACACAUUCUUCUUUAAUCAGUCCCCUACCUCUGUCAGAGAGGACUUUAGGUUUGCACUCUGUCUGUCUGUCAGUCUGCCAAAUGAGUUUUCCAGAUUUUUUUUCUUCAUGCUUGAAGAUAUUUUUUGUUUUAUUAUGAUAAGUUAAAGGUCAAGUUACAUUUUCACGACUAGCUUUUUUUAUUGUUCAGAUAAAGCCCUUUUUUUAGAAUUUAAUUUUGGAUGAAAUAUUUAAUAAUUACUGUCCAAAGGAAAAUAAGAUUUUAAGAUUUUUAAUAGAAUUGUGACAUUUUGAUUUUGUAACCUUUCCGUAAAUUGUUCUAAGAAUUUAGUGUUAUAUUUGUUUGUUAUUUUAUUUAGUUAACACCAUGACAAGUUAUUGAUGAAGUUGGAAUUACGUUCUAUUUCAAUGAUUUUUUAACCAGUAGGGGACUUUGUAUUGCCAUGCAAUACUCACAGAAUGCUUGUUUUUAUUAACUAACUAGUUUUUAGCUCAACUGGCCGAAAGGCCAAGUGAGCUUUUCCCAUCACUUGGCGUCUGGCGUCCGUCGUCCGUCGUCAUCGUUAACUUUUACAAAAAUCUUCUCCUCUGAAACUACUGGGCCAAAUUAAACCAAACUUGGCCACAAUCAUCAUUGAUGUAUCUAGUUUAAAGUUUGUGUUUAAUUACCCGGCCAACCAUUCAAGAUGGCCCCCAUGGCUAAAAAAAGAACAUAGGGGUAAAAUGCAGUUUUCGGCUUAUAACUCAAAAACCAAAGCAUAUAGAGCAAAUCUGACAUGGGGGUAACAUUGUUUAUCAGGUCAAGAUCUAUCUGCCCUGAAAUUUUCAGAUGAAUCAGACAACCCAUUGUUGGGUUGCUGCCCCUAAAUUGAAAAUUUUAAGGAAAUUUUACUGUUUUUGGUUAUUAUCUUGAAUAUUAUUAUAGAUGGAGAUAAGCUGUAAACAGCAAUAAUGUUCAGCAAAGUAAGAUUUACAAAUAAGUCAACAUGACCAAAAUGGUCAGUUGACCCCUUUAGGAGUUAUUGCCCUUUAUAGUCAAUUUUUAACCAUUUUUCGUAAAUAUCCAUGAUCUUUUACAAAAAUCUUCUCCUCUGAAACUACCGGGCCAAAUUAAACCAAUCUUGGCCACAAUCAUCAUUGAUGUAUCUAGUUUAAAGUUUGUGUUUAACUACCCGGCUAACCAUCCAAGAUGGCUGCCAUGGCUAAAAUUAGAACUUAGGGGUAAAAUGCAUUUUUUGGCUUAUAACUCAAAAACCAAAGCAUUUAGAGCAAAUCUGACAAGGGGUAAAAUUGUUUAUCAGGUCAAGAUCUAUCUGCCAUGAAAUUUUCAGAUUAAUCAGACAACCCAUUGUUGGGUUGCUGCCGCUAAAUUGGUAAUUUUAAGGAAAUUGUACUGUUUUUGGUUAUUAUCUUCAAUAUUAUUAUAGAUGGAGAUAAACUGUAAACAGCAUUAAUGUUCAGCAAAGUAAGAUUUACAAAUAAGUCAACAUGACCAAAAUGGUCAGUUGACCCCUUUAGGAGUUAUUGCCCUUUAUAGUCAAUUUUUAACCAGUUUUCAUAAAUAUACAUGAUCUUUUACAAAAAUAUUCUCCUCUGAAACCACCAGGCCAAAUUAUUCCAAACUUGGCCACAAUCAUCAUUGAUGUAUUCAGUUUAAAGUUUGUGUUUAAUUACCCGGCCAACCAUGCAAGAUGGCCACCAUGGCUAAAAAUAGAACAUAGGGGUAAAAUGCAAUUUUUGGCUUAUAACUCAAAAACCAAAGCAUUUAGAUCAAAUCUGACAAGGGGUAAAAUUGUUUAUCAGGUCAAGAGCUUAGGUAAUAUGAGGGAAAUUUUGCUGUUUUUGGUUAUAAUCUUGAAUAUUAUUAUAGAUAGAGAUAAACUUUAAACAGCAAUAAUGUUCAGCAAAGUAAGAUCUACAAAUAAGUCAACAUGACCAAAAUGGUCAGUUGACGCCUUUAUGAGUUAUAGUCAAUUUUUUACCAUUUUUCGUUAAUCUUAGUAAUCUUUUACAAAAAUCUUCUCCUCUGAAACCACCCGGCCAAAUUAAUCCAAACUUAACCACAAUCAUCUUUGGGGUAUCUAGUUUAAAAAAUGUGUGGCGUGACCCGGUCAACCAGCCAAGAUGGCUGCCAUGGAUAAAAAUAGAACAUAGGGGUAAAAUGCCGUUUUUGGCUUAUAGCUCAAAAACCAAAGCAUUUAGAGCAAAUUGCUGUUUAUCAGAUCAAGAUCUAUCUGCCUUGAAAUUUUCAGAUGAAUCAGACAACCCAUUGUUGGGUUGCUGCCCAUAAAUUGGUUAUUUUAAGGAAAUUUUACUGUUUUUGGUUAUUAUCUUGAAUAUUAUUAUAGAUGGAGAUAAACUGUAAACAGCAAUAAUGUACAGCAAUUUAAGACUCAAAAAUAAGUCAAACGACCAAAAUGGUCAAUUGACCCCCUAAGAAGUUAUUGUCCUUUACAAUCAAUUUUUAACAAUUUUCAUAAAAUUUGUAAAUUUUUACUAACAUUUUCCACUGAAACUACACGGACAAGUUCAUUAUAGAUAAUGAUAAUUGUAAGCAGCAAGAAUGUUCAGUAAAGUAAGAUGUACAAACACAUCACAAUCACCUAAACACAAUUUUGUCAUGAACUGUCUGCUUUCUUUGUUUAAUUCACAUAUACCAAGGUGUGCGACACAGGCUCUUUAGAUCCUCUAGUUUUUCUUCUGUCCGUCCCAUUUUGGUGGCAAAGCUUGAGGUGGGGCAUUUGGUCCUCAGACAUUUAUUUGUUUUAUUAAGUAUUUGUUUUAUUAUGUUUAAUAUUUAACACUUUUCAAAUUUUUGCAUGCAAAUAUUUCUAGAAACAAAUGAUAAAGAAUGAUAGAUUAGAAAGUCAUGAAUAAAGAUGAUUUUUUUGUCGAGCCUUUUAUUCAUGGUGCAUUGGUCAAAGUUAAAAUUUUGAGAUUUGGUCUUUUUUUCAAAUACUAUAUGCAAUAGGUCAGCUAUAUUUAGUGUAUUGAUUGAUUGUGAGGUGUACAUAUAUUUCUUGUUUGGUUUAUAUGACCUUGACCUCAUUUUCCUGAAUGAUAUUAAAUUUUUGUGAUAGUUGUAGUAAAGCUUUAUAUUUAGGACUAUCAAUAUAAUAUCAAUUUUUAGUAAAGAAGGCGAGACAUGUCAGUGUGUGCACUCUUGUGUUAUGCAAUCAUUAUAAUUUAUAAAAUACUGUUAUUUCUGGCCUAAAAUGUAGAUAAUUUGUUUCACGUUAACUUAUUUUGUAGAUAAUGUUAUCUUGCCUAUGUUGUAUGAAUGCAAUUCAGAAAUACAAAAACAUAACACUUUUUGAAAAAAAGUUUUUAUCAUGAUUUAUAAACUGUCAUACAAACUUGCAUUUUUGUCCAUUCUUCAAAAAUCUCAAUAAUAAAUGAAAUGGUUGUAAUAAUUUCUGAAGGGUAACUUAGAAUCUCAAACAAAGACACUUAUAUAUUUGUGAGCUCAAGAACAAAAACAUGUAUUGAAACUAAUCUAAAGCUUGAAAACUGCAGCUAAAAUAUGUAUUUCGCUACUGAAAAUAUUACCCAGUAUAUAUUGAUUAAGCACUAGGUAGAAAAGUGUUUAAAGAGUUGUUAAUAUUUAAUGAGAUUGGCGAAAAGUUUUAUUUUAAUGAACAGUUUUAACUUAAUUUAUUACUUCACUGAUAUCUGAAUUUAGAUAAAAAAAAACUUGCUUUAAAAUCUUGGAGGAUGCUCUAUUAUUUUGUCAUUGGACAUGUUGGAUUCUUAGUAUUUUUUAUCAGAAUUUUAUCAGAAUUUUAUUAUCUACUCUUUAUUAUUUUAUGAUAGACAGUAUAUUGAACAUAUAUGGUGUAUAACAUAUACCUAUAUUUAUAGAAUUUGAUAAUUUUGUUAGUUUAUUAUA